Molecule: messenger RNA, 723 nt
Organism: Eucalyptus grandis
Lineage: Eukaryota; Viridiplantae; Streptophyta; Magnoliopsida; Myrtales; Myrtaceae
Exons: 2
Coding region: 1-723 (240 amino acids)
Source: RefSeq, a predicted model, not a curated record
AUGGCAUCCCAGAAAGAGAUGUUCAAUGCAAAAUGGACCGAGCCUUUAACCAACUUGUUUGUAAGUUUGUUGGUAGAGGAGGUACAAAAGGAAAUCGCACAACUUCUACUUUUAACAAAGCAGGGUGGAACAACAUACGAGCGGGAAUUCACUAAACGGUCGGGAUACCAAUAUAACCUAUUGCGGUUGAAGAAUAAGGUGAACAAACCGAGAAGACAGUAUGGUAGUUUUAAGAAGCUCAUUUCACAAUCUGGUUUUGGCUGGGAUAAUGUGAAUAACAAAGUUGUUGUCAACAAUCCGAGUAUUUGGGAGUCUCACAUCAUGACCAAUAAUGGGUGGGCAAAAUUCAAGAAGGAUGGAUUUCCUCAAUAUCCCCAACCGUGCAUUGUAUUUGGUGAUACAUAUGCUACUGGAGAUCAUGCCAUAGGAAAUAUCCAAGAUUUGACGGUGUCAGAUGAAGGUGAUGGUGGUGGCAAUGCAAUCAGUGAUCCAGAAGACUUAAGUGAACAUCCCAUUGAUGAUGACGUUUUUACAUCCGACCAUACUUCAACUCCCAUUCAUAACCAGCACAGGUUGGAUAGGACUCCAAAUGUCAAGAGGAGAAGAAAUAGUAGCUCAUUUAGUAUGGCAGACACAUGCAAAGCUAUACAUGACAUGCUCAAAGCUAGGUCAAGUCAAUCUGAGAGUGGAUCUAUUGGCUCACAAGUGACACCACCACUGUGA